CUUCUCUCCUUCACAUUUUCUCUCUUUCCCAUAAUUCCUCAAAGCUUUAGCUGCAAAUGAAGCUGGUUUUCAUUGCUACCAUUUUGUUCUUUCACCUUCAAAACAGCCCAAAAUUUGUUCUGCAAUUGUAGACAUGUUUGACAUCUUAUUCGGGUGGCGAAAGGCUUCGAAGUGCAAGAGGCUGACCAAAGAGGUGCAGUGCCGGCUCAAGUUGCUGAAAAACAAGAGACAAACAAUUGUGAGGCAACUACGCGAAGACGUGGCGGAGCUGAUCAAAUGCGGUCACGAAGACAAAGCCUUCAACAGGGUUGAGCAGAUAAUCAAAGACGAAUCCGUAGUAGCAUUGUAUGAAUUGUUGGACAAUUUCUGUGAAUUCAUCCUCAUCCACCUUCCUUACAUCCGCAGACGCAAGGACUGCCCAAAUGACAUAAAUGAGGCGGUUUCAAGUCUUAUAUAUGCUUCUGCAAGAUGUGGGGAUCUGCCUGAGCUACGGGGGAUCAGGAAGCUAUUCGGUGAACGCCACGGGCAGAAAUUCACAAUGGGUGCUCUUGAACUACUCCCUGGGAAUCUGGUGAACCGUGAGGUAAUAGAGAAACUCUCCAAAAAGUCGGUAACAGAUGAUAUGAAGCAUGUAUUGGUCAGUGAAAUAGCAAGAAAUUACUGCAUCAAACCAGAGGUUUUGGCCAUUGAGUACUAUUCAGAAUGGCAACAAAAGGUGAAGGAAAUCAGUGGACAUCAAGUAUUGGAUGCGGAUGUCCAGACUUAUUAUGAACAGACCGAAACAUCUGAAAUGCAAAUUUUAAAUGUUGAAGAAAUCGAAAGAGAAUUCGUAGAUGCUGAUUCUAAUUUAUCUAGAACUUCUGCUAGUUCUUCAUUAGCUACGCCACUGAUUGAAGGGAAUUUUUCCGAAGUUGGUUCUCCAAAUAUAUCUACCCCGGGCACCGAAGAAAGUCGGGGCAGUACUUCUGGCAGCACAAGUCAUGCUACAACAAGAGAUGGAGAUAUUGUGAUUUACCUUGAUGACAUAGAAGAGGUUCAGUUUUCUACAACAAGAGAUGUAGACUCCCAGGACCAAAGACUCUUCAAGUUCAAAGCUAUCACACCGAAGAGGGAGACUCUCGAAAGCAGUUGUGAUCUCAGCUUUGUGGAUUGUUAUGAGACGUGGAGUGAGAAUUCCGAGUCAAAAAGCCCUAGGAGAUCAAGUUGGAAGGGAAGUGGGAAAAGACUGAGGAAGAGAUCGGUUUCUCAGGAAAAUCAAUGGUUGAAGGAUAAUGAAUGUCAAAGUUACUAUGGCAGAAAGCAUCUGAAAAAUCAAAGUAGGUGUGGAACUGAUACAAAAAUAUUAAGCUGUGGCUGCACUCUGGGAAAUCCAUGUUAUUUUCCCAUCCGAAAGGACGAAAAUAUUGAUUGUAAAGUUCAACCGUGGAAGCAAAAGAGAGGGAUUACAACUAGGGUUGGAUUUCCAACUCAUGGACAUGAACAAUUGAACAGGGGAGUCGAAUGGCGUGCAGUGCCUCGAGAGCGAAUGAGGAGGAAGAGCUAUGGCAAUGAAGCUAUGCUGUACAAUGUUUUCACAUAUCCGGAUCAUCAGCAUCCCAAUACGCAAAACAAGGUGCUGAAAGGAAGAGUGGAGGAAUCGCAUUUUCGAUGUAGGCGUGCCUCAUAUGGUUCUACAUCUCCAAAUGUGACUAAUUCUUGGAGUGCAAGAAAGGAAACGGUGCCUCCUUAUUUCAGAACCGUGACAAUGCCGCCUGAAAGAGCCAAGGACAAUCACAAAGAAGACUUUCAACGAUCAUAUUCCGACGCCUUCCAGUAUCCUACUCACGUCCACCCUAAGCUGCCUGAGUAUGAUGACAUAGCAGCUAAAUUUAUGGCACUAAAGAAAGAGCGUCUGAAAAAUAAGCCUCAUUGCAGCAACCAGAAAAUUUAGCUUAGAACAAGGCAGUUUUCACUAUAUAGGAUCCCUAGCUUUGUAAUCUUUCAAUUCAAUUACACAUUUCAAGUCUCUGAGGAUUUCUUCUUUUGAAUUUCCUAGUAAUA
Pyrus x bretschneideri (Chinese white pear) is the source of this 2040-nucleotide messenger RNA. RefSeq lists its product as uncharacterized. Lineage: Eukaryota; Viridiplantae; Streptophyta; Magnoliopsida; Rosales; Rosaceae. The record is from RefSeq and is a predicted model, not a curated record. The transcript has 6 exons. Gene Ontology annotation, biological process: protein transport. Bases 134 to 1930 code for a protein of 598 amino acids.